Molecule: messenger RNA, 2177 nt
Organism: Pistacia vera
Lineage: Eukaryota; Viridiplantae; Streptophyta; Magnoliopsida; Sapindales; Anacardiaceae
Exons: 9
Coding region: 12-1763 (583 amino acids)
Cellular component (GO): cytoplasm
Molecular function (GO): exopolyphosphatase activity
Source: RefSeq, a predicted model, not a curated record
GUCGUCCUUUGAUGGACGAGGAAGACGAUUUUGAUGAUAGCACUAGAAGCAACAGUAGCAGGUUAACACAAGAGUGGCUAGAAGAGGCAAAACGUAUGGUGGCCUCUUCUCCAUCUCGAAGUGAAUCACCUUCGCGACUCGUCGGGUCGCCAAGGUUUGCAGCCGCACAAGCCAGGCUAUCGGUCUCAUCAAUUGAUCGUAGGGACCCUCUUUCUAGGUCUGCCAGAAGGCACAGGGCAGGGGAGGGAUUCAGUGGACAAAUUCUAAGCAAAUCAGAAAAACACGCCCGCAACAAGUCACUCACUUUAGACACCUCAACGACUCUCUCCUCGGAGUCAGAGCAAUCCCCUGCUGAUGCAGUCCACAAAUGGUUCUCCAACAUCCUCAAUCCAUCCAGUCCCACUUCAACACCUUCCUCCCCCACUUCCCCUACAAACCUUUCCCAUGAUCCAACGGCAAUCUUUCUGCCACCUCGGCAGUCAACUCCCAGAAGAUCCCGCUUCAAAACCGACAACUCUGCACCUCACCCACAAGGAACCCCAGUCCCUUCCCGCCGAACUUUCAAAACCUCUUCAGGUCCAUUAACUGAGCCAACACCAAACUUACUUUCUCUACCAAAAAACAUUAUUGAGUCUGCUCCAAGGAGAUCAAUAUCAUCAUCAUUGCCAUUGGAUCGCCCCCUUUCACCACCCAAGAAUCUAGUAGAGUCAGCUCACCGCCGCUCUGUAUCAAGGUCUACUUGCUUUGUGGAGAAAGGAGUGCCGAUAAGCAAUGAAAAUGGGUGGUCUAAGGAAGAGGAGAAAAGCAGAGACCUUAGCCUUAAUGGAUUCCUUAAAGAACAGAGAAUCAAGAUUGAGAAGAUUUUGAAUAGAGAAUCUGAUUACAAGGCCAAGAUCGUGCUUCCAGGACCUUCAAACAGUACAAGUUCGAUGGUGGCAGCAAUAUGCUAUGCAUGGUUGUUGGAAAAUCGGUUGAGAAAGAAUAAGGGAUCAGAAAGUAAUGCAGAGAAGUACGUGGUGGUGCCUGUGAUGAAUGUAAGGAGAGGGAAAAUGUGGAAGCAUCAACAGACUGCUUGGCUCUUUCACCAUGUUGGCCUCCAUGCUACCUCAUUGCUCUUUGCUGACGAGAUUGAUCUAGAGAGUCUAAUGAUGACCGGAAAAUUGAACAUUGUCGUGGUUGGGCAAGAUGUCCUCAGAACUAAUGGCGAGGCUGGAUCUCAGUGCACCAUUCUUACAGAUAAUUAUUGUGAAGAUGCAUAUGAUUUACUUCAAACACCAAUGUUGAAAACGAGUUUGCUUGCGGGUAUCCUUUUAGACACACAAAAUUUGGAUAUAGCUUCUCCAUUGUCUAUGACAAGAGAUGCAGAGGCGGUUCAGUUACUAUUGGUUGGCUCAGCCCCAAAUUACAGAAACGCUGUUUACGAUCAAUUAACAGUGAUGCAAGACCAAAGGGAUAACUCAUUUCUUGAAGCUUUGAGUUACAACUAUGGGAAGUCACCUGUUGAGAACGGGCUAGAAACAAAAGCACAAUUGGAGGACAGGGUUCCAGAGAGGAGGUCAACCUCUACCUCUAAAAGUGAAGCUACCACAAAAAUUUUGCAUAAAAGUCCCAAUGGUGUGACAAAUGCUAAAAAUAACAAAACUUCAUCAAGUCCGGCUAAGCCUAAUUCAUUACCGGCAAAAGCUACUGCUACACCACCACCACCUCCUCGCGGAAAAAACGGGUUUUUCUUGGCAAAAUGGUUUGGUUUUGGAUCAAAAUAAAGACAAAGCUUACUGUAAAUUUUCCCAAAAUUAUUGUGAGAUAUAUUUAAUGCCACUACCAAAUUCAUUUCCUGGGAAGCAUCGAUCGAUGUGGAUUCAACAAAUCAGUGAGAUGAGUACUGAAAUUAACCAUUAUUUUUUAAUCCUUGUGUUCAAGAUAUUUCUUGGUUGCAUAGUAUUUCAGGGACGAUUAAAUCAGGUCAGAGGCUGAAUAGUGAAUACAACCCAGAUUCAAAGAUUUAUGACACUAUGCUUGACCCGUGCAGUCAUUGAAGCAUCUCUAGUUUCUUUACUGAAGCAUCAGAAGAAAUGACCUUCAAUUAUUAAGUCUACCACACGUCUACACUGUAGCAAAUUUUCUUCCAUUUUUUCUUUAAUGAAUGUCAGAGUCUCUUUAAUGGUAUCCCUAUUAUU